Molecule: messenger RNA, 810 nt
Organism: Aspergillus ruber CBS 135680
Lineage: Eukaryota; Fungi; Ascomycota; Eurotiomycetes; Eurotiales; Aspergillaceae
Product: syntaxin
Exons: 3
Coding region: 1-810 (269 amino acids)
Biological process (GO): vesicle fusion; intracellular protein transport; exocytosis
Cellular component (GO): plasma membrane; endomembrane system; SNARE complex
Molecular function (GO): SNARE binding; SNAP receptor activity
Source: RefSeq, a predicted model, not a curated record
AUGAACCAAGUGCAGCCCGGCGGCGGAACUACCGGCAUCUUGAACAAGUGCAAGGAAAUCAACGACGGAAUCGGUGAUCUGCGCGCCAAGCGCGAAGGCCAACUCUCUGCCGCCCAGAACGCCUUGUUGGACUCGAGCACCGAAAAGGAGGACCAAACUGCCCGCCAGACUCUCGACUACAUCGAAGACGAAAUCAACAACGGUUUCCGCUACCUGCGCGAUCUUCUCAAGCGCAUCAAACAGACCCCCGGUUCCGGUGAUGCCCGUGUCCAGACCCAGAUCGAUGUCACCAGUCGUAACCUGCGUCGCGAAAUCGAGCAGUACCAGCGCGCUCAGUCAGACUUCCAGAAGCGUUUGCGCGAGCAAGUUCGUCGCCGUUAUGAGAUUGCCAAUCCCGAGGCCACUCCGGAGGAGCUUGACCAGGGUGUUGACAACGUGCUCAUGGGACAGGAGCAGAGCUUCCAGGUUGCCGGUACGCGAUCCCGUCAAGCCAAUGAUGCCCGUCGCGCCGCCUUGGAACGAUCUGCAGCCAUUCGCAAGAUUGAGCAGGAUAUGAUCGAACUCGGUCGUCUGUACCAGGAAAUCGCCGAACUGGUGCAUAUGCAGGAACCCCAAGUGGAGCAGAUCCACCACGGCGCCGAGGAUGUCGUGGGUAAUGUGCAGAAUGCCAACACUCAGAUCGACUCGGCCAUCUCCAGCGCGCGUAAAGCCCGGAAGUGGAAGUGGUACGCUUUGCUCAUCGUCAUCCUCAUUAUUGCCAUUGUUGUCGGUGUUGCUGUCGGUGUCAAAGUUGGUGGUGACAACAAAUAG